UUUGCCACACUGCAUCACUUGUGGGAUCUUAGUUCCCCGACCAGGGGUCAAACCUGGGUCCACGGCAGUGAAAGCCCAAGUCUUAACCCCUGGACCACCAGGGAAUUCCCCAAGUCAACUUGUUUAAAACAUAAAUCGUUCUGUGUUACCCCUUUGCUUAAAAUCCUUUAGUAAUAAUUGUGCCUGCUCAGGGUCUCCAGGGCAUCUCAUUCUCCAGCCUUUCUUGUUAAAAAAAAAGAAGAGGUUUUUUGUUAGUUUGUCCUUGCCUCAGUGUCAAAUAAACUGCCACUGAUUGUUUUUGACGAACACCCCCAGGGAAAAGACAGUCAGGUCAAAGACAAGCCUUGCAGAUGGGGUUUUCCAGGGAACUACCAGACACUGCAGAUGAUGACAGUUUUCUGAUCAGGGGGCUGAGAAAGCACCAGCCCAUCUUGACCCUGCGUGCAGCUGCUAAGGAGGGGUCUGGCAACAGGGCAAGUGACAGUGCCACAAAUCUCGCUGUGCUGAGAAUCAGCCAGUUUCCUUAAACACCCUUGGACUGGUGCAAGCCUUUAAUCUCCAGACCUAUGAAAAAGUGAUAUAUUUGGACAGUUUUUUUGACAGUGUUCUCACCGCGUUCUUGAAGGGUCUUCCUGCGCUCUCCCCAAUGGCAACCCUCCAGGGUCUCCGCAGUAGCUGUUUGUCUGUUGAACGGAUGAGUAGCUGAGCCCUCCCAUGGGCUGCUUCCUAGACGGCUUCCGUGGAACUUGGCCUGUGUCUGCUGCAGGGAAGGGGAAAUCCUCACCAUUCACACAGUGCACCGGGAUGACCUUUAAUCUUGGGUCCACCCCUUAUCGGCUCCUAACAAGGAAGGAGCGCACCUACCGGGCGCCCUUACCAUUGUUGGUGCAGCCAGCCUCGACGCCUCGGACUCAGAUGGUAGCAGUCUUCGUUAACAAUUACUCUCUACGAGGGCAAGCACUUCACGGGGCGGAAGCUGGAGGUCUUCGGGGACUGUGACAACUUCCAAGACCGAGGCUUUAUGAACCGGGUGAACUCUGUCCGUGUGGAGAGUGGGGCCUGGGUCUGCUUCGAUCACCCCGACUUCCGGGGCCAGCAGUUCGUCCUGGAGCACGGCGACUACCCCGACUUCUACCUCUGGAACAGACACAACGACCACAUGGGCUCCUGUCGGCCUGUUGGAAUGCAUGGGGAGCAUUUCCGCCUAGAAAUCUUCGAGGGCUGCAACUUCACGGGCCAGUGCCUGGAGUUCAAGGACGACUGUCCCUUCCUUCAGAGUAAGGGCUGGACCAAGAACUGGGUCAACGCCAUCAAGGUGUACGGGGACGGCGCGUGGGUCCUGUACGAGGAGCCCAACUACCGCGGCCGCAUGUACCUGGUGGAGCGGGGCGACUUCCGCAGCUUCUCCGACUGGGAGGCCCAGAGCGCGCGCGUCCAGUCCCUCCGCCGGGUGGCCAACUUCUUCUAACCGCCCGCCCGCCGGUGUCUGGCUGCGACCAGGAGCGGCCCGGAGAGAGGGACAGUCCCCCCAGCCCGCCCGGGACUCGGACCGUGGGAAAUAAACGUCAUAAAAGCCAAGCGCUGAGUGACUCCUCUGCCCUUCGUGACCAAGGGACAGCCGGGCGGGGGGCCCCCAGGCCCUGGGCAAGGGGCUGGCAGGACCCCCCGGCGUGGGAGGGAUCGACCAGGAAGGGUGGAGGGGGACGUUGCGAGGCACCCGCUGGGGGAGCAUUAGGGCUGGAAGGGACCUAUAGGUCAUGGAGUUCAAUCCUGUCACUUCACACGUGAAAAGCCAGCGUCCUACAUGGGGAGUCACCACCUCGGGUCCCAGAGCAGCUCCCAGUGGAACCAGGAUGGGGCCAGGGCGCUUCCCCUUCCAGGAACCCCACCCACAGGCC
Messenger RNA from Globicephala melas (long-finned pilot whale), 1898 nucleotides. RefSeq names its product crystallin gamma N (gene CRYGN). Gene Ontology annotation, molecular function: structural constituent of eye lens. NCBI's taxonomy places the organism in Eukaryota, Metazoa, Chordata, Mammalia, Artiodactyla, Delphinidae. Gene Ontology annotation, biological process: lens development in camera-type eye; visual perception. The record is from RefSeq and is a predicted model, not a curated record.